AUGAUCUAUUUCCCGUUUCUCCUCGAUUUACAAAAAUUCGGUAUCUUAGGGAAAUAUACCCUCACGUCUGUGGUAAAUCACCGCGGUUCUUUAAAUGGUGGUCAUUAUUAUACUUACUCGAAAUGUGGAGAAUUUUGGUAUAUUUUUAAUGACGACGUGGUGACUAAAAUCAAUGAAAAUCACGUUGUGUCAAAUUACGCGUUCUUAUUAUUUUAUGAACGUGUUUGA
Messenger RNA from Entamoeba invadens IP1, 228 nucleotides. RefSeq lists its product as hypothetical. Gene Ontology annotation, biological process: protein deubiquitination. NCBI's taxonomy places the organism in Eukaryota, Evosea, Mastigamoebida, Endamoebidae. The transcript has 2 exons. Gene Ontology annotation, molecular function: cysteine-type deubiquitinase activity. The record is from RefSeq and is a predicted model, not a curated record. The coding region runs from base 1 to 228 and encodes 75 amino acids.